Dracunculus medinensis (Guinea worm) is the source of this 501-nucleotide messenger RNA. The record is from the annotation of a GenBank genome assembly. NCBI's taxonomy places the organism in Eukaryota, Metazoa, Nematoda, Chromadorea, Rhabditida, Dracunculidae.
AGGUUGCAGGGAAAGGAAUACACCGCAACAAGGACCGUUAAGGCCGUCUUAAAAAACAUUACUUUUGGUGGCAAGAAAACCAAUCCGGUGUGGACUUGUUUCGAAGAUCUAAGAAUUCGAGGUUUGUCUGGAGUUCGCUGUCGAUAUUGUUUAUGGAUAACAAACGAUCGAAGUCCAACUACUCUAAAGUUCCAUUUGAAGAGAAAACAUGAUACGGGUUUGGGUGGAAUUUGGUCGAAUGUUGAAGAAAAAAUUUACUUAUCACCGUCGAAUAUAAGUUUUCCACGAAUGAAGCUAAAGCCCGAAGAUCAUGCUCUCAGCCAUACCCCCUCUAUUUUUAUGUCUGCCUCAUUCUCAAUUUAUAAUGAUAUUUUCCAAAAUUCUCUCUUCACCCAUCCCCCUAUUUACAAAUCUUCUCUAUCCACCCACCCUUCUUAUAUUUUUAUCACCCUAUUCCCCCGAAACGAAAUAUUCUCUUCACCCAUCCCCCUAUUUUUAUAA